AUGGGGAGCAGAUCGGUGGAACAUUAUGUACGGAAAUUUUUUGAAUGGUACGGUUCUAUAAUCUACAGAUGGAAAUGGCCCCUCUUUAUUCUGCCGAUAAUUCUAUCAGCAGUUCUUUCCACCGGUUUUCUGAGGCUUCAAUCAUUGAAAGUUGAAGAUCCGGCUUAUGUAUUCACUCCACGUGAUGCCAGGUGGCGAAAUGAGUCACAAAUACUAAAAAAGUUGUGGCCAUUAAAUGAGAAUAAAUUUUUACUCGGUAAAACAUUUGAAGCUAAACGAGGAGUAUUUAUUUUGGUAAAAGCAAAAGACGGUGGUGAUGUACUUCGUCCUCAUAUACUUGACGAAGCUGAAUUACUAAAUCAGUGGGUUCUCAACAAUAUCACCAUAGAAACUUCAAAUCAUAAAUUUUUGUUAAAUUAUCAGGAUUUAUGCUUGAGCUACAAUUGGGUAUGUGGCGGUAAUGAACAUUUGCUGAUGUUAAAAGAACGAAGACGUGUUGGCGAAUAUAUUGAUUUAAAAUUUCCAAGAGGAGGCACUACGGACACACCGGUGUAUCUCGGUACAGCGUUGGGUGGUGUAACAUUGAACAGCUCAGAUAACACUGUUUUAGCAGCAAAAAUGGUUCAAUUGACAUACUUUCUAAAGCAAGAAACGGAUAUUGUCAAUUACUAUUCGUCACAAUUCGAAUAUGCUGUUGAACGAUUUUUGUUGCACAAAUAUGAGAGCGAUAUUAUUGACUUUUCUUUUGCUCAUCAAAACUCAUUGAAGGAUGGUCUACAAGAAAAUGCAAAUCAUUUUGCACCAAAUUUUGUGUUUAGUUUUGGUGUAUUAUCCGUUUAUGCAAUCGUAUUUUCAUUCACGUUUCGUGGAAAGUGGCAAAUAGAUCCAUUGCGAAGUAAACCAUAUGUAGCUUGUGCAGGUAUUCUAUCAAUUUUAUCAACUAAAAAUAAAUGUUUUCCCUAUGUUUUAGCUAUUGGUAUUGACGACAUGUUUAUCAUGAACGCUUGCUGGGAUCAAACAGAUCAACAUUUACCGCCAUCUAGGAUGUCCGAGAUGUUAGCACACGCCGGUGUCGCUGUUUCGAUUACUAAUAUAACAGACAUACUAUCGUUUGCUAUCGGAUGUAUCACUGAACUGCCCGGUAUAGAAUUAUUCUGUACAUACGCAUGUUUGUCUAUCGCUUACUGCUAUGUUUAUCAGCUAACGUUCUUUGCUGGUUUUCAAGCAAUAAUGGGUGAAGUGGAAUCUGAAGGUCGACACUGCCUACAUUUCCGCAAAACUGUUAAAUCGAACACAGAGAAGAAGAAACCAAAUAUGUUAAAUUCAGCUUUUUUUUUCUCGAUUUUUAGUGACGAAACAUCGAAGGAUAAAACGGAAAAAAUUGAGCCCACAAUUUACAAGAAAGCAAGCUUUCCAAAUUCAUCUCACAAACACCGUUCUUCAUUUCGACAUUUCUUCGGCCAUAUCUAUGGACCCUUCUUACUGAAAACUGAAAUGCGUGCUUUAGUCUGUUUAUCGUAUAUACUGUUCAUUGUGUUUGCUAUUGCAGGAUGCCUUAAUUUUAGAGAGGGAUUGAAUCCAGAAAACCUCGUAACCAACAGCCAUUAUAUUGCUGCAUAUUUUCGAGACAUGAAACAAUUUUGGAUCCAAGGUCCUCAAGUGCAUGUCACUGUGCUAAAGCCACCGAAUUUUACCGACCCAGUGCAAAGAGAGAAAAUGAUGGGUGUGGUAAAAGCAUUUGAAAACACACCACAUACGCUUGGUCGGGAAGGAACCGUUUUCUUCCUCCUAGAGUAUCUUAAUUAUUUGAACCAAGUCAAUGCAGAACUGGAAAAUACUGAGAGACUGUGGAACACAAAGUUGCGCAGUUGGUUAAAAUACACCGGUGGAAGCACACAGUGGGCAAGUGACAUCAAGUUUGAUGAAAAAGACAACUCCAUCAAAGCAUUCCGAUUUCAAGUUGCCGCAAAAAAUGUUGUUACUCCAAAUGACCAUAAGGAAAUGGCGAUACUCUUGCGCGGUAUUGCUGAUAGACAACCAUUUGACGUUCAAGUUUUCCACGAAACCUUCCCAUUUGCUGAUCAAUAUAUUAUAAUUGUCCCAGCUACUGUGCGAAACAUUCUGAUUUCGCUUGUCUGUAUGAGCAUUGUUGCUUUAUUGCUAGUGCCAAGUUUUCUUUCUUGCAUACUAAUCAUACUGUCAAUUAUCUCUAUAUGUCUUGGUAUGUUUGGUUACAUGACAUUUUGGGGAGUAAACUUGGAUGCCAUUUCAAUGAUCUCGAUAAUUAUGAGUAUUGGUUUUGCCGUCGAUCUGUCGGCACAUAUAGCCUACGCAUUUGUCACAGCAAGCGGAACCUCAAAAGAACGUGUAGCCACAGGCCUUGGGACACUUGGCUGGCCAAUAUUUCAAGGUGCAACAUCAACAAUUGCUGGCAUAUCAAUCUUAUACACCGUUGAUGCAUAUAUUAUUCUAACUUUCUUCAAAACGAUCUGGUUAACAAUGGUUAUUGGUAUGAUGCACGGUUUGGUGUUCAUUCCAGUCGCGCUUAGCUUUAUACCAAUUUCAUUCUUCAACAUCGCAAAGAAUGUCGAACUUUCGCAUUAA
Messenger RNA from Enterobius vermicularis (human pinworm), 2604 nucleotides. Lineage: Eukaryota; Metazoa; Nematoda; Chromadorea; Rhabditida; Oxyuridae. The record is from the annotation of a GenBank genome assembly.